This is a messenger RNA of Eptesicus fuscus (big brown bat), 2852 nucleotides long. It is a transcript of the gene PLEKHM3, whose product is annotated as pleckstrin homology domain containing M3. The record is from RefSeq and is a predicted model, not a curated record. The transcript has 7 exons. NCBI's taxonomy places the organism in Eukaryota, Metazoa, Chordata, Mammalia, Chiroptera, Vespertilionidae. The coding region runs from base 160 to 2439 and encodes 759 amino acids.
CCAACCACCCUUAUGCUUGGCCUGUGCCAGGCAGCGAAUAAGGUUCCUUCCAGUUGUCCCCAGAACUCUGUUGCCCAGAGCAUCUCUCUGUUGGCUGAAUGCUCAUGAAGCCCUUUCCUGAGCCAGCUGGGGAGGCGGCGGCCUCCUAGAGCCUGCAACAUGGAAGCUUUGGAGGUGGAUGACAUCAGCCCCGCCCUGGAGGUUACUGAGGAUUUCUUCAGUACUUUCGAUAGCAAGCUAGAAAAGGCUGUUCAGCAAGCAGAGGUUUAUGGGAUCCAGGAAGUCCCUGAACUGGUGGGGCACGAGGUACUCAGUGACAUCACAGACAAUGGUGCUAUCAGAAAUGUUGCCUCCCUAGGCGAGGGGGGCAUGCUUUGGGACCACUGUCAGACCAGGUUCUUAGAAACCAAAGUUCAAAAUGUCUUCCCUGCCAAAGAACAGUUUAUGGUCCAGAAAGGGACAGCCCCAGAUAAUCUUUCCUGGAUGGAACAAAAGGAAGCCUCAACCUUUAAUUUUUUCAACAUCUGUCAGCGUCGCAGGGACAGACCUCGUUCUGUGAAUGACUUGUUGGAUGAGACCACGACUUUUAAGCCAGGGCAUGCGCGAUCGAGGUCAGAUGUUACCCAGGUGGACUGGAGGGUGAUCCUCAAGACCACGCCUUUGCAGCAGCAGCCGCAACAACCGUCUCUUCAGGGCCCUCACUUCACCAGGCCGUCGUUCCUGUCGCCCUCACCAAAUAAGAUAGAAGAUGCUCAAGGAAAUACUGAACACAAGCAGGCAUUCCCAAACAUUCUGAAGAAAGGUUACCUGGAGAUUAGGAAGGACCACGACAGCUACUGGCAAAGCUGCUACGCAGAACUCUCACCUUACAACCUGUGCUUCUACAGCCGCGACAGCAGCGGCAACCAGAGCCUCUCUGCCACGUACCCGCUCUCCCACUUCCAGAGCAUAUCUGUCCUGGGCAACCUCGAGGCCAGGCUGGUGGACACUGUUCUGUAUGACAACACGCAGCUGCAGCUAAAGGCAGAGUCCCCGUGGGAGGCUUUGGACUGGGGGCAGAAGCUCUGGGAGGUCGUGCACGCCGCCGUGCCUGGCGACGUGGGGCGGCAGGAUGAGCUGGCAAACUCACCGGGGCCUGGUUAUCCUUUUGACUGUACACAGAGCCAUUGUUUACAGAAGCCCAGCGAGCUGCUCGCGCGGUCUCCCGUCGCAGACGGCCCCAGACGGCACCAGGACGUGCUCAGGUCCGGGACGCUGUACAGGCUCACCGUGCAGAACAACUGGAAGGCGUUCACGUUCGUGCUGAGCAGGGCCUACCUCAUGGCUUUUCAGCCCGGCAAGCUGGACGAGGACCCCCUGCUAAGCUACAACGUGGACGUGUGUCUGGCUGUCCAGAUGGACAACCUGGAUGACUGUGACUCUUGCUUUCAAGUCAUUUUCCCCCAAGAUGUCCUCCGCCUCCGUGCAGAGACGCGGCAGAGGGCUCAGGAGUGGAUGGAAGCCCUGAAAACCGCUGCCAACGUGGCGAGGAGUUCAGAGCAAAACCUGCAAGUCACCCUGAGGAGCAAGCCCCAGGAUCCGAUGGGGGGGCACGAACUCAGGAAGAGCAAGCGGCAGUCGGUGACCACCAGCUUCCUCAGCAUCCUGACGACUCUGUCUCUGGAACGAGGACUCACUGCUCAGAGCUUCAAAUGUGCAGGAUGCCAGCGAUCCAUUGGCCUUUCCAAUGGGAAAGCCAAGGUGUGCAAUUACAGCGGGUGGUAUUACUGCAGCAGCUGCCACGUGGACGACAGUUUCCUCAUCCCCGCACGCGUAGUCCACAACUGGGAUACAUCAAAAUACAAGGUGUCUAAGCAGGCCAAAGAGUUUCUGGAGUACGUGUACGAAGAGCCCCUGAUCGACAUCCAGCAGGAGAACCCCAUGCUGUACCUGCACGCCGAGCCGCUGGCCACCGUGGUGCGGCUGCGGCAGCGGCUCAAGUCGCUGCGCGCAUAUUUGUUCAGCUGCCGGGCAGCCGUGGCCGAGGAUCUGCGCCGCAGAAUUUUCCCCAGAGAAUACCUCCUUCAACAGAUCCACCUGUACUCCCUCGCCGAUCUGCAGCAGGUAAUAGAGGGAAAGCUGGCUCCAUUCCUGGGCAAGGUCAUUAAAUUUGCCAGCGCUCACGUGUACAGCUGCAGUCUUUGCAGCCAGAAGGGGUUCAUCUGUGAAAUCUGCAACAAUGGAGAGAUCCUCUACCCUUUUGAGGAUAUUUCAACAAGCAGGUGUGACAGUUGUGGCGCCGUGUUCCAUUCCGAGUGCAAAGAGAAGUCUGUGCCCUGCCCGAGGUGUGUCCGCCGGGAGCUGCAGAAGAAGCAGAAGUCGUUCUGGCGGAGGCUGAACGUGGACGAGAGCCUGGAGGAGGCCUGCAGCAUGUUCGAGCUGUCCUACCCGAACACCUGACCGGGCGGGGCCCAAGGUCAGGGUGACCUCUCAGUGAUCCACUGGCCCAGAGGCUUCCUGGGAGCCAGUCAGGCCCCUUUCAAAGAAGAGUGCGUCUCGUCUCCAGCUGGACACAGAUACAUAUUUACACGUCUACAUGCACGCACACACCCGUACGGAUGUUCUGUGUACGCCCAUGUCUGAAAGGUCCAUGGAGCCCCUGUGGCUCAGAAAGCUACCAACAGCCACUUACACUCAGCCAUGAACUUCAGCUGCUCGCUCCCAGGCAAAACGCGGUUUACACGCAAUGCUUUACACUGGGGACUGUUUUCUUUUGUUUUGUUUGUUUUGCUUGUUCCUUUGGCUGUCGGGGCCACGUUAUUACACAGGGCCCAGAAGGAAGUAUUAUUCCACAGAACAGCAGGCUUGGGCCA